CGCGCGGUCCCCAGCGAACUACACUUCCCGGCAGGACGCGGCGCGCGCAAGCGCAAGGGGGCCUCCGCCAUGGCGACAGUGCUGUCCAGGGCUCUCAAGCUCCCCGGGAAGAAGAGCCCAGACCUCGGCGAGUACGACCCCCUCACCCAGGCCGACAGUGAUGAGAGCGAAGACGAUCUUGUGCUUAACUUGCAGCAGAAGAACGGAGGCGUCAAAAAUGGGAAGAGCGCCCUGGGGGACGCGCCGGAGCCCGACUCGGACGCGGAGGUGGCCGGGGCCGCAAAGCCACAUCUUUCCGAAGUCACCCCGGAAGGUUUCCCCUCGGAACCCCUCGGGGGUCUGGAGCAGAAGGCCACCUCUUCCCUGGUGUCCUAUGUGCGCACGUCUGUCUUUCUGCUCACACUGGUGAUCUCCAUGGUUCUGGUCCUCCUCUGCGCCUUCCUCAUCCCUUGCCCUCCCAGAGACCUGCACAGCACCUGGAGUCGGCGCCUGGGCUCCCAAGGAGGCCCUUUUUGUUUCAUUAUGUGUACGCCAGGCGGGGACCUGUCUCCCCUGGAGCUGGCUGAUGUGAAUAGAGAUGGCCUUCGGGACGUGCUGCUCACCUUUGUGACAACCAGGAAUGGGACCGAAGGAGGUGGUGGCUCACAGCCAACUGCAGAUCUUGUGUGCCUUUCGGGGAUGAACGGCAGCACGCUGUGGUCCUGUCCCCUCCCAGAGGAGGCUCAAGACGUCACAUGCCUAGAUCUGAUACCAGGAAGCGUGGCCAAAACCACCUGCCUUGUGACGGGGACUCGCAGGAUGCUCACUGCAUUCAAUGCCACAUCAGGGAAAGCCCUCUGGACUCUAAACCCAAACUAUCUGUCCAACGGUACCUUGGCUGCCCCGGUUGUGGUGCUGCCAGACCUGGAUGAAGAUGGUGUCAGAGAUCUGGUGGUGCUGGCCAUUGGAGAGCUGCAGCCAGAUCUGUGUUUUCUGCUGGUCUCUGGCCGGACAGGGAGUCCCAUGGGCCGACCUGUGAAGUAUAACAUCGUGGGAGUGGGGAAUCUGAUCGGUCCCCAGGUUUAUAUCACCGCCAGUGGAGCUGUCUACAUCCUGUUUGGCUUUGGAAAUAUACAAGCUGUCGCCCUGCGGGACAUUUUUGUUCAGGCCCAGAAUCGAGACAGCUCACCACCCUCUCUGCAGAUAGAAGAGCCAGAAUGGGAGAGGCACAGAUCUGUCAACCUCUCGGAGCUCAUCGAUGUUUAUAGCAGUGAUGGAGUGGAGCUUCUCCAGUUGGUGAAGGCUCCAGAUUCCAACAGCAGCAGCCUCCUGAUUACAACCAGACAAGGCCUGGUCCUGCUGAGGGGACAAGACCUUACGCCUCACUGGAAACUGAACCUUCAAGGCUUGCGCAGCCAGCCCACGCCUGGGUACUUCACCGAUGACCAGACCUUGGACUUCCUUCUACAGACCCAAGACGGACUUGGGAUGAUAAAGAUGAUGGUGGUAGACGGAGGUUCUGGCUCCAUCGUCUGGAGUCACAGCAUCCCAUGUCACAUGAAGGAAACGCCAACCACUUCUGCAAUUACUUCAGACCAGAAGUCUGUCUUCCUCUUCUGGGCAGAAGCGCUGACUGCUACAUCUCUCAGUUCUGAUGACAGCUCAGGAGCCGAGCCUCCCGGCCUUUACCACCUCUACCUCCUGCACCCAGCCUUCCCCUCUAUCCUCCUGGACCUGAGCAACACCACUGGCAUAGUGACAGCUUCGGAGGUUGGAAUCAACGACAUCUGGAAAGAUGCCUUUUAUGUCACCAGGACAACAGGGAUGAGCCCUGAAGGACACCCUACCUCUCUGGUGGUCAGCAAGCUGAGUCUGCGCUGGGCACUCAUGGAAGGCCAGAUGGUCCAACUGAAGGACACCACCCCGAAAAUUGGCCGUGGGGAGCUGCGAAGAUUCCUAUCUAGGAUAAAGUUUGUCGAUUCUCCCUACCAGAUCUAGCGCAAUGGGAUUCUUCGGAUUCAGAACUCCUCUACGGACUGGCUCCUGCCUCUCCUGUGUCAGUUCUCCUGAGAGGAUGACUUCGGGGCCACGCAGCAUGUGGGAUCACUGUACUGUGGCAGCCUGUUGGAGCUGAGAGAUGUGGCAUGAUCCACUUAGCUGGGAACUCUCAUGACCUCCCUGUCCCUGCACUAACCCCUCUCCUGAGAACUCUGUGUGGAUACUUUGGAAAUGUGAAUCUUAUAGCUGUUUUAUUUUUAAUUUUUUUUUUUUACCUUUAAUUUAUAAACCCUUGUGGGGAAAUCCAGUGGCCUACAAGCAGGAUAUAUGUUGUUUUGCAUUAGGCCCUCUGUGUGUGUGUGUGUGUCUGUGUGUCCAGUGUUGUAACAAUUAUUUUUGAGACAUUCCCCAAGCUUCAGGGAUUCCAUUUCUUGUCCUUGUGAAGUCCAUCUGGCUCAGCCAUCGUGAUGCAUCUGGAUGGCCUCUCUCUGGUCCUGAGGGUCAGGCACCACUGUUUGCCCUCCACCUGCCGUGGUUCCCUUUCACCUCUGGACAGCAGCGGAAGGCACUGGGUGUUACGAUGGGGCUAGUUAUCCAAUACGCUCAUCUGUCUGUCUCCUAGACUCUCCACCUGUUGAGUGGUCAUGAGAACAGACAGGCUUCUCUCACAGAGGGAGCAAGGGAAAGACUGCAAGACGCCCCUGACCAGGUCCCUGUCAAGCCCUUUGAUCUUUGAUGGCUCUGCGGCUGUGAUCUUGGAUUCUGCAGUGAUGACAGAGGGUUUGCAUGCACACAGUCCUCAGCCUAAAGGUCGGAGGUCCCAGGCCUUGUCCUGCCGCAGCUCUGCCCUCUUGCUCUGAGCCUUCUCUGGGGCGUCUCCAGCUCUUCCCACUUCCUCUCUUAUUCAGGGAUCUGUUUCUGGACUUCUGCUUCUCGGGUCCGGUAUGCGACCACUCUGGCCCCAUGUCCUCCCCUCCUUGUAGAGCUUCGAAGCAUAUUCCGAGAAAGUGCUCAUGUAAAUACUGUAACUUUUAUGACUACGUUCUUUAGGAUUACUGCGAUUCUUUUCUGCCCCCUUCUGUGUAGAUGUGUGACCGCUUUUAACUCUUUCAAUUGUCUGUCAUUAUCUGAUGUGCUGUCUGUUCUCAUGGUGGCCAAUGAAAACACACUGCUCUUGAGGGAAAAAACAGAUUCUCUCCUCACUUGGGUGUGUGUGUCUUUUUAGUUUGUGUUAAUAAAGAAAUCCCAGGAAACUAGGGUCUAGGUUUAAGGGGCUAUCGAUGAACUGCCCACAGUAAGUGUUAUGGGUAACAGAGGUUGGUCCUCGGUCCACCCAAUAGAUUGGCCUCACCAGACUUGUUGGUACAUCUGCUACAAAGAGCAGAGAAGCAUAUUUAGGUCAUAGGGGACCAGGUUGACUUUGGGUAGGGGAACAGUGAAUAGGAUCCUUUAGAGUCUGGGGAUGAUUCUAGGUCAUUUCUAGUAACUUGAAUUUCCGCCAGUAAAAGGGCUUAGAAUAUAGUUUGGAUUGUAGACUGCUUUUCAGGGGACCAGCAUGUGAAAUGGGUGGUCCUACAGCCUGGUUGAUCUCCUGUAGGCACAGUGUGUCCUCUGCAGUGUUGAUGGUCUCGGGGAAGCCAGCCCAUGCAGGACGGGGUAAGAUACAGAGAUGCCCAGUGGACACCUGGUGGUGUUGUUCGGGCUGGAGGCUGUUUAUGCUGGUGGAGUCUUAGACGAGAGGAGAGGAUGCUACACAGACAGCAUCACUGAAUUCUCGGCAUUUUCCUAACUUCCUAACUUCUCCUUACUGGAAGUGUGAAUCGCUUCCUUGCUGAAUGCAAUGGAAACUCUAGGCUUCCUUCCUGUUGCAGCUGGUACAGAAAGGUAGCUGAAGGUUGAGGUGGCUUCACCUGGCCUCCCAUCAAAUGCCUCCCCAAAUGUCCUCCUCCUUGUAGGCAACAGCUCACCCAGAUACUCAAGAAGUAUUCAAUGUGGACGGCCCACAGAAUCAACCCAAGCACUCCUCAGAAGUAGUGCCGUCUGCAGGGCAAGGGUCUCCCUUCCCCUCCUCCCAGCCUCUCCUUUCCUUCCUUUGUAAGCCCUCCCCCUCUGCCCUGUACAACAUCCUCACCAGCCCCCAAACAUGCCACGUGGUGAUACCAGCUAACCCCAGGACUGUGAACUGCUAUCCACAUUACCUGCAGAGAGGAGGAGCCAGGGGUUGUUGCCAGGAAGUACCGUUUCAAAUGUGAACUGCUCCAGAACAAAUAAAUGCUGUGUACAGGAAUA
Apodemus sylvaticus (European woodmouse) is the source of this 4266-nucleotide messenger RNA. It is a transcript of the gene Fam234b, whose product is annotated as family with sequence similarity 234 member B. The coding region runs from base 70 to 1977 and encodes 635 amino acids. Gene Ontology annotation, molecular function: protein binding. NCBI's taxonomy places the organism in Eukaryota, Metazoa, Chordata, Mammalia, Rodentia, Muridae. The transcript has 13 exons. The record is from RefSeq and is a predicted model, not a curated record.